GUAGUGACACCGACUUCUCUCUCUGGCUUGUCCCACAAACGGAACGGAGGGCACCGGGCAAUGGGGAAGUAGUUCCGUUCCUUCCUUUUUGCUCAUUAGAGAAUCCAAUCCCCUCCGAUCAAAUCAAACCAUAGAUAAGAAGAAGGCGUUGACGAGAACUGCAAUUCCCCAGCCCUCCGGCGAACUUAAAACCCUGAACCCGACAUGAAGAUAGUGAGGAGAGACCUGGUCCGAGACGGACCCGGCAGCGUUAAGGUUUGCAGCUGAAGCAAAUUCCCGCUAUGGUGCCGGUGGACUCAGAUGAUUUGUGGUUUGCUUAUAACUUGAUUGCUCCCGGGGACUCGGUCAUGGCGGUUACUGUCAGGAAAGUUUUGAGAGAAGCUGCUUCUGGCGGAAGAGAUGCAGAGCGUGUCAAGUUGAAGUUGGAAAUAAAAGUUGAGGCUGUUGACUAUGACAAAGUUGGAACUGUCCUGCGUAUACGUGGAAAAAAUGUGCUUGAGAACGAACAUGUUAAGAUAGGUGCAUUUCAUACUUUAGAGAUAGAACUCCAACGCCCUUUUGUAUUGAGAAAGGGUGUUUGGGACUCUUUGGCUCUAGAUGUGCUCCAUCAGGCAUCCGAUCCUGGUGCAAGUGCUGACCUCGCUGUGGUUUUGAUGCAAGAAGGAUUGGCACAUAUCCUUCUAGUUGGCAGAAGCAUGACAACUACUCGUGCACGCAUAGAAACUUCAAUUCCGCGCAAGCAUGGGCCUGCUAUUGCAGGAUAUGAUUCGGCUCUGAAUAAGUUCUUUGAGAAUGUUCUACAGGCUUUCUUGAAGCAUAUUGACUUUAGUGUCGUUCGAUGCGCUGUUAUUGCUAGUCCAGGCUUCACAAAGGAUCAGUUUCAUCGUCACCUAUUGUUGGAGGCUGAAAGAAGACAGUUGAGACCUAUAAUUGAGAAUAAAUCGCGGAUAAUUCUUGUUCAUACUAGUUCAGGAUACAAGCAUAGUUUAAGGGAGGUCUUGGAUGCUCCAAAUGUUAUGAACAUGAUAAAAGAUACUAAAGCAGCACAAGAGGUUCGAGCUUUGAAGGAUUUCUUCGACAUGCUUUCAAAUGAUCCUGAUCGUGCAUGCUAUGGACCAAAACACGUUGAGGUUGCCCAUGAAAGAUUAGCCAUCCAAACACUCCUUAUCACUGAUGAUCUCUUCAGGAAUGCAGAUGUAGAAACACGGAAGAAAUAUGUUAAUUUGGUGGAAUCGGUCAAGGGCUCUGGAGGAACAGCUCAUAUAUUUUCAUCCAUGCAUAUCUCCGGGGAACAAUUAGCACAGUUGACUGGAAUUGCAGCGGUACUUCGGUUCCCUCUGCCUGACCUAGAAGAUAUAGAGAUGUGAUGGAAAGUUACUGCUCAGAGAUCAUUAUUUUGCUUGUUCAUCCAAUACGAGUCGUUAAAAUUCUGCUCCUGAAUAUCAUAAAGCAAAAGUAUUAUAUUGUGGUAUUGAGAGUAGUUAUGCAACUGAAAAUUUGUACCAAACCACAUUUGAAUUUUAAUGGUUAAUUUGAAUAGAGAAUUAUGUUUCCCAUCGCAA
Messenger RNA from Punica granatum (pomegranate), 1562 nucleotides. The record is from RefSeq and is a predicted model, not a curated record. Lineage: Eukaryota; Viridiplantae; Streptophyta; Magnoliopsida; Myrtales; Lythraceae.